Molecule: messenger RNA, 2029 nt
Organism: Elephantulus edwardii (Cape elephant shrew)
Lineage: Eukaryota; Metazoa; Chordata; Mammalia; Macroscelidea; Macroscelididae
Gene: COG6
Product: component of oligomeric golgi complex 6
Exons: 19
Coding region: 36-2009 (657 amino acids)
Biological process (GO): intra-Golgi vesicle-mediated transport
Cellular component (GO): COG complex
Source: RefSeq, a predicted model, not a curated record
GGUUGCUUCCCGGGAUCUGGGGUGACGCGGACGCUAUGGCCGAGAGCAGCGGGGAAGUGGUCGCCCUGUCCUCAUCCGGGGCUGGCACCAACCUCAACAAUGGGGCCGGCGGGACCUCGGUGCAGAGCAACAAUCCGCUGUCACGGAAGCUGCACAAGAUUCUGGAGACUAGGCUGGACAAUGACAAGGAGAUGUUGGAAGCUCUUAAGGCCCUUUCCAGCUUUUUUGUGGAAAACAGUUUGCGAACACGAAGGAAUUUACGUGGAGAUAUUGAACUCCGAAGUCUGGCCAUCAAUGAACAGUUUGUAAGCAUUUUCAAAGAAGUGAAGGAGGAACUUGAGAGUAUAAAUGCGGAUGUCCAAGCAAUGACCAACUGCUGUCAAGAUAUGACCAAUCGCCUCCAGGCUGCAAAAGAACAGACUCAGGAUUUGAUAGUAAAAACCACUAAGCUUCAAACGGAAAGCCAAAGAUUAGAGAUAAGAGCCCAAGUUGCAGACGCCUUCCUGGCCAAGUUCCAGCUGACUCCUGAAGAAAUGAGUCUUCUCCGAGGGACGAGAGAAGGACCUGUCACAGAGAAUUUUUUCAGAGCACUGGGAAGAGUCAAACAGAUUCAUAAUGACGUCAAAGUUCUCUUGCGUACCAACCAGCAAACAGCCGGUUUAGAAAUUAUGGAACAAAUGGCCUUGCUUCAAGAAACAUCUUAUGAAAGACUUUAUCGAUGGGCUCAAAGUGAAUGCAGAGCCUUGACACAAGAAUCAUGUGACAUCUCUCCGGUUUUGACACAGGCGAUGGAAGCCCUGCAGGACCGACCCGUCUUAUACAAAUACACACUAGAUGAAUUUGGGACAGCCAGAAGAAGUACAGUUGUUCGUGGAUUUAUUGAUGCUCUUACAAGAGGAGGCCCAGGAGGUACACCUCGACCCAUUGAAAUGCACUCCCAUGACCCCUUGAGAUAUGUUGGAGAUAUGUUAGCUUGGCUCCAUCAAGCUACUGCUUCUGAAAAGGAACAUCUUGAAGCUCUUUUGAAGCGUGUAACUACCCAAGGUGUUGAAGAAAAUAUUCAAGAAGUUGUUGGGCAUAUCACCGAGGGUGUGUGUAGGCCUCUAAAGGUUCGAAUUGAGCAAGUCAUAGUUGCUGAACCUGGGGCCGUUUUAUUAUAUAAAAUUUCCAAUCUCCUCAAAUUUUACCACCAUACAAUUAGUGGCAUUGUUGGAAAUAGUGCAACCACCUUGCUGACUACCAUUGAAGAAAUGCAUUUGCUGAGCAAAAAAAUAUUUUUCAAUAGCUUGAGUCUCCAUGCAAGUAAAUUAAUGGACAAGGUUGAACUCCCUCCACCUGACCUUGGACCAAGUUCAGCCCUAAACCAGACCCUCACGUUGUUGCGUGAAGUUCUGACCUCCCAUGACUCGUCAGUCGUGCCGUCAGACGCCCGGCAAGCAGAUUUUGUGCAGGUUUUGUCCUGUGUGCUGGAUCCUCUCCUCCAGAUGUGCACUGUGUCUGCCAGCAAUCUAGGCACAGCUGACAUGGCUACGUUCAUGGUGAAUUCACUCUACAUGAUGAGGACCACUCUAGCUUUGUUUGAAUUCACUGACCGACGGCUGGAAAUGCUGCAGUUUCAGAUUGAAGCCCAUUUGGACACACUUAUAAAUGAACAAGCUUCCUAUGUUUUAACUAGAGCAGGCUUGAGUUACAUCUAUAACGCAGUACAGCAACACAAACCUGAACAGGGCCCAUUAGCCAGUUUGCCCAACCUAAGUCCCGUGGCACUGAAGGCUGCAAUGGCUCAGUUUGAUCGAUACCUGGCAGCUCCAGACAAUCUGUUGAUGCCACAGCUGAAUUUUCUUCUCAGUGCCACAGUGAAGGAGCAGAUCAUCAAGCAGUCGACCGAGUUAGUGUGCCGAGCAUACGGAGAAGUGCACUCAGCCGUGAUGAACCCAGCCAGCGGCUACAAGGAGCCCGAGACCCUUCUACAGCGGACGCCCCAGCAAGUGCAGACGCUUCUCUCCUGAUUGCCUUACUGACUGUGUUA